AUGACUCAGUUUGAUCCAGUUUCAAGCUCUCAAAAGGAUGAACGUGAUUCACUCUUUCCGUUAGCCGUGCAUAAAACAGGGCAACGUCUUCGGAAAUCCACUCAACAGUUUCAGAUGUCGAACCAGAUCUUCACUGUCGGGUCUUUGUACAUUGCUGGCUUUACCCAAGCGCGUUCUCCACACAUUGCGUUCAUCAUUCCCACAGACACCAAGUCUGGCCGCGUUGUACACAUUCGGAUAGACCAUGCCACUUCUCCUACGUGGGCCUACCAGUGUAGGUCGGAAAAGAUAGAGGGAAAUAUGUUCCUAUCGUCGCUUCUGAAGAUUCACGACGCAAGCAAAGGAGAACUCACCAUCUCUCAACUUGAAGAUGUUGCAAAGACUGUUCAUGUGCCCGAGAACGAUGAGUUCGGAGAAUGUGGUCCCUGGGUGUUCAGAGUCGUCGAGGAACUGCAUAAGUUCGGGCUGGUGGUGCUGCUCGACGGGGAAAGGCUCAGUCAGGAGUUUGCCGCAUUUGCUGGGGAAAGUGCGGAAUUUGCCCGACGGGAUAGGUUUCCUAAUGUUAUGGUCUCACAGUUCUGCUCGUUCAUCUUUCGGGCAUCGCAAAACCUUGAGACAGGUCUGGACGAGUUUGGCUCCAUAAUUGAAAAUCAAUCCUUCGAGUCUCAAAGUCCUCAGCGUUCAUGUACGACAUUAGUUUCUUCUGAUCGAGAAAAUACGGAGGAGUGA
Messenger RNA from Fomitiporia mediterranea MF3/22, 729 nucleotides. RefSeq lists its product as uncharacterized. The record is from RefSeq and is a predicted model, not a curated record. The coding region runs from base 1 to 729 and encodes 242 amino acids. Lineage: Eukaryota; Fungi; Basidiomycota; Agaricomycetes; Hymenochaetales; Hymenochaetaceae. The transcript has 3 exons.